AUGAGUUGUUUACCAUGUUUCGAUAAACCAGAAGAAGAAAAUGGACAGGACGUCCCUGUUGCUCAAGCAAUCGAUGCCCCAGAUCAAGCAGUUGAAGGAGCAGACCCACCGCCGGAGCUAAAGGCAUUCAAUUUCCGGGAGCUGGCAUCUGCCACUAAGAAUUUCCGGCAAGAAUAUCUUCUAGGCGAAGGUGGAUUCGGAAAAGUCUAUAAGGGCACAUUACAGAGCCAAGUUGUAUUAGUAAAGCAAUUGGAUCGCAAUGGAAUGCAAGGAAACAAGGAAUUCCAAGCGGAGGUAACGGCUAUCAGUCUCCUCCGGCAUAAGAGUUUGGUUGAACUCAUUGGCUUUUGCGCUGAUGGAGAUCAAAGGCUUCUCGUUUACGAAUUCAUGUCUAAAGGACCACUUGAUUCACAUUUACUCGAUGUUCCUGCUGAUAAAGAAGCACUGGAUUGGAGAUCGAGGAUGAAAGUAGCUGAAGGAAUAGCUGCAGGUCUCGAAUACUUACACGAAAAAGCAAAACCUCCGGUUGUGUAUCGCGAAUUGAAAUCAUCAAACGUGUUGUUGGACGAUGAAUACAACGCGAAGUUGUUCGAUUAUGGCUUGUCUAACAUCGGUGGCCAAAGUGAAGGUGGCAAAAUGCACUUAGCUCCAAGAGUAACCGGUACUUAUGGAUAUAGCGCACCUGAAUAUGAACGAUCUGGUGAAUUGACUUUGAAAUCGGAUAUUUAUAGUUUUGGAGUUGUUUUACUAGAACUCGUCACUGGCAGACGAGCUAUCGACACUUCCCUCCCCACCAAUGACCAAAAUCUUGUUGCAUGGGCUCAACCAUAUUUUAAGAACCCUAAGAAAUUCCCGGAGAUAGCGGAUCCCAAUCUUAAAAACAAAUACCCAGUGACGGACCUGAAUCAAGUGGUGGGAGUGACAGCCAUGUGCCUUCAAGAGGAGCCUUGUGUCCGUCCUUUGAUUAGUGACGUCGUGGUGGCCCUUAGUUGUCUAAAAUUGGUCGGCGAAAACCUUGAUCCGCCUGUAGCAGCUGUUCCAGCCCCCACUCCGAGUAAUGACAACGCAGGCCAAUCUUCGAGUAAUGGCCAUCAAGAAGAGGACAAAAACGACGAAGAAAGUGACAGCGACGAAGAGGAAGAGGAGGAGGAAGAGGAGGAUAGUUCGGAUGAUUCGGAUUCGUCCGAGAGUGAUGAGGAUGAAUUAAGAGAAGAACCGGGGGCAAUAUCUAAGAAACAUGCAAAGAGCAAUAGAAGAAAUUCAAAGAGAACAACUAGUACUUCAUCGAGCCAUGGAAGUGACACAAUUGAGUAUGAUUUCCAAGGUGGAAAUUCUUUGAAGAUAAGUCGUCCAGCUUCUAAAAAAGUUAAGAAAGGUGGUGGAAAGACUAAAGAAAGUGAAAAUGCUGAGGUACGUAGAAUUAAAAGUACUAUGGUGAAUAUCAAGCCCGGGAAAGAAAGCAAAGAUAAUGAAUGGCAAGCAAAGAGUUUUAAGUAAAUUAAAUUCCCAUUU
Molecule: messenger RNA, 1512 nt
Organism: Impatiens glandulifera
Lineage: Eukaryota; Viridiplantae; Streptophyta; Magnoliopsida; Ericales; Balsaminaceae
Product: probable serine/threonine-protein kinase PBL25
Exons: 5
Coding region: 1-1497 (498 amino acids)
Biological process (GO): protein phosphorylation
Molecular function (GO): protein kinase activity; ATP binding
Source: RefSeq, a predicted model, not a curated record